Molecule: messenger RNA, 1470 nt
Organism: Amphimedon queenslandica
Lineage: Eukaryota; Metazoa; Porifera; Demospongiae; Haplosclerida; Niphatidae
Product: ankycorbin-like
Exons: 18
Coding region: 1-1470 (489 amino acids)
Molecular function (GO): protein binding
Source: RefSeq, a predicted model, not a curated record
AUGACAACCGGUUUCUUACAACCGUACCAGUCAGUGGUACAAGUACGCAAGCAGGUGAUAGCAGUACUUUAUUCUGAUUGGACGCUCAGUUGCUAUAAUCACAACCUCAAACUGAUGUGGAGCCAAAAACUGAAUGAAAAGGAAAUCCCAAUUUCCAGUGAAGCUAGUUUGUUAGUAUCAGCCAUUAGCAUCAAGAAGAGUCCAGCUGGAGUUAUACUAGUAGGAGGAAGAAUUAAUGGAAACUAUGACAAUAAUAAUAAUAAUAAUGAUAAUAUUGGAGGAGAUAGUGAUAAGAGAAGGAUGAGAAGAGGAGCAGAACAGGAAAAGAUGGAGCAUCAAAAAAGGCCCGAGGCUGCAUCAAUUGGGAAAGAAGUGAAAAGUUCCAGUCUGGGAAGGGAAUUGAUAAAGUCCAUAGAAUCUGAUACUAAACCUGAGGAGGUUAUUAUUCUAUUUGAAGCUGGAGCUGAUCCUAAUGCUACUAAGUAUCCAUCUGGUGAACACCCUGCUCUUAUUAUAGCCAUUAAAAAUGAUAAUAUUGAUAUAGUGAAAUUGUUACUGGAGAAAGGAGCUAAUCCCAAUGCUACUGAGUAUUCAUUUGGUGGCUCUCCUGCUCUUAUUGUAGCCAUUGAGAAGAAUAAUAUUGGAAUUGUUGAUGUGCUACUUGAAAAAGGAGCUGAUCCUAAUAUUGGUUUUGAUACUUAUAAAGGUACUCCCUUGCACCAUGCUAGUAAAACUGGUAAUGCUGAUAUUAUCAAAUUAUUAAUAACUAAAGGAAAGGCUGAUGUGAAUGCUGUGGAUAAUUGGAACAGUACUCCAAUGUUUAAUGCUGUUCAGAGUGGUAGUAUUGAAGCUGUUGAUAUUCUAUUAACUAAUGGAGCUAGAACUGAUGUUGUGGAUAAUUAUGGUAACACUCCUCUGUUACUAGCAAUUGAAAAAGGUGGAUCAACUGAAGUUAUCAAAUUAUUGAUUACUAAAGGAAAAGCUGAUGUGACUGCUGCUUGUAAGAAAUAUCGUAUCAAUCCUGUGCUAUCUAGAUUUAAAAUUGCUGAGGUAUUGAUUACUAAGAUGCCAAAGCUUUAUUCAGCUGGACAAGAUAGGUGUGAUUAUAGUAGUGAAGAAGAGAACAUAUCCUUGGAACCUUUAGAAUUGGAGAAUGUGGAAUCCCGUCAGACCAAAACAAUGUCCUCUUCAUGGCUAGACAGGCAAGAGAUGUCAACAAGCCCAAUGCUCUAUCAUUGUGAGACGUCAGCUGAGCUAGUACAUCAGACUCAUGAGAGUGCACCAUACAGGCCUCAAAAGACUACUGCAUUAAUGCUCUCAUCAAGGCCAGAAAGGAAACAAUUGUCAGCAAUCUCAACAAGUCUCUAUGAUGAUGAAUUGCCAGCUGAGCUAACUAAAGAAAGUACAUAUAGGCUUGACAAGAGUAGUACUGCAGGACAGAGAGAAGGAAGAAAAUGUGAUAUUUUAUAA